GCUGGUCUCAUGGGGGAGGAAGGGGAACAGGUGUCUGCAGCCCAGGGCCUCCAUCGCACUGCCCGGCAGCACCGACUGCUCGAAUGAAGAAGGUUAGGGAGAUGCUUGAGGCCUCUCUGAUCUUCUGACAUCUGUGACCAGCUGCCAGUGAAGAACAGUACAUGGCAGAGCCCAAAGACUGUACAGAAUACAGAAUUACAGAAUACAGCUCUUGAGCUCACACUCCAUUCUGUAGUUCAAAGCAUUCCAACACAUUUUCAUCCAGGAGUGUAAACCAAGACUGAAUUUCCAAGGCCUGGAUAUCUUCUCGGAUUUUCAUUCUGUGUUCUUGUGCGCAAGAUGUCAAAAAACACAACAGAGAACUCAACUAGCCCUCACCCAGCUCUAGGUCUGUUACUGGGAAGCCUUUCACUGAUCACUAUUGUCAUGAAUAUAUUAGUACUGUGUGCUGUGAAAACUGAAAAGAAGCUGCAGACAGUUGGCAAUUUACACAUUGUCAGCCUCUCUAUUGCAGAUCUUAUAGUUGGUGCUGCUGUUAUGCCACUGAGUAUUGUUUAUAUCCUAAGUGGUGGGUGGACUCUAGGCUCACCAGCCUGUUUGUUCUGGCUCUCAAUGGAUUAUGUGGCCAGUACUGCAUCCAUUUUCAACCUCUUCAUAUUGUGCAUUGACCGUUAUCGUUCAGUUCAGCAACCACUGAAAUAUCUCAAGUAUAGAACAAAACGGAAAGCAUCCCUAAUGAUUCUGGGGGUUUGGUUCCUCUCUUUCAUGUGGGUCAUUCCUAUCCUAGGAUGGCAUGUUUUUGUUAACAAUGGGGGAAGUGAAAAAGAUGAAAAUAAGUGUGAACCUGAAUUCUCUGAAGUCACCUGGUUUAAAGUGUUGACAGCCAUUGUCAAUUUCUACCUACCCUCAAUCAUGAUGUUAUGGUUCUACUACAAAAUAUUCAGAGCUGUUCGAAAGCACUGUCAGCACCGAGAGCUGAUCAAUGGAUCACACCAGACUGUCUCAGAAAAAAGAAGGAUACACAAUAAUAAGACAAAAGAUGAGACAAAUAUUUGCCUCCAGAAGCAAAUCUUAGAUGAGAAGCCCCCUCCCAAAGACAAGCAAAGCUCCUUUCAGCCCAAAAAUAUGGAGGCAAAGCUUUCUUUCAGUAAUCCUGACAAAUCUUCAAACGCAUUUGUUAGCAAGAGUAAGAGGAAAGUCCUUAAAUGGAGCUGUUUUCCUCUCACCACUGCCCAGUCUGAGCCAGGCCUGGAUAAAGCAGGAACAGAGCGUGUGUGUGUAACAAAAGAGAAUGAGAAUGAAGAGGAGCUUUGCUCACAAGAUAGUGACUUAAGUGAUGCAUCAGACAACCGGACUUUCACAGAGGAGACAUCCAACAGAAAGCCCUCCAGUCCUAACCCUGAAAGAACCUGCCGUCCUCAGGAAAAGACUGAGAACCAGGAUUUCAGAGGGCUGACUUAUCUGAGGAAAACCUGGCAGAGCCUGCAUACCCACUCCAAAAGACACAUUCAAGGACUGCACAGGAACAGGGAGAGAAAAGCAGCUAAGCAGUUAGGGGUCAUAAUGGCAGCAUUUAUGCUGUGCUGGAUUCCCUAUUUUGUGUUAUUUAUGGUAAUAGCUUUCCAUGGCCAUGAACAAUAUUCAGUCUUACACAUGUUCACUAUAUGGCUCGGAUAUGUGAACUCCACAUUAAAUCCAUUCCUGUAUCCUCUUUGUAAUGAGAAUUUCAAGAAGACAUUCAAAAAGAUCCUUCACAUUCACUGAUAUUGGCCUGGUUUUUUUUGAGCUAAAGAGCAGCUCAAGAGUUCAGCCAAGCAAAAUGUUCCAGUUUCAAAGACAAAAACACGGAUAAAGUAGAAGACUUUGCACAAUUUCAACUUAUAAACAAGUGUUAGUAAAAGUGGAAAAUAUGCAUUUUACAUCUUUAACACAUUUGAAGAACUAAUUCAGAUCAGGAGUCGGAAAAACUCGGACAAUCUCAGAACUGUUACAUUGUUGUACACAUUUUACAGCUUGAGAUUACCUCUUUCAUGAUGUAGGAAAAAAUUAAAAAGGAGAUAUAGAAUAGAGAGAUCUUCAGUGCUUAUAAAUUAUUCGGCUACAGAAAAGGAAGAAAUAGAAUAAGAUUUCUGUGAUUGGCCAAAUAUUUUUUUCUCUCUCAACUUACUCCAUUAAACACAGGAACACAUUGCUUGUGAACAGAGAUCAGCAAGAGGAGGUACUUUGCAUAGUCAAAUAAAGACAUUUCAACUGUUUAAUAAAAUCUCCCCUAUUUAUUUAUAGCUUCCCCCAAAUCAUAAACUUUUUUGUAAUGUCAAGUCAUAUUGUAGCCUACUGUAUUUAUUUGAUAUAAUGCUUGCUUCUUUUAUACCUGUAUGUGUUAACUUCACUGAAAAAAAGUAUUUUACAUCCUAGAAAUUUUGCUAAGACUUUCCAUACUCAACAAACUGUCACUAUCUAUUCAAGAAGGCUAUGCUGUUGUUUCUAGACUUACAAAAUAUAGUUGGUUGUAGACUACACAUAUUUUCUUGUUCCUACAAGUUGGCAAAUAACCUAAGCAUGCAGCAGAAAUACCAAUCCACACAUCCUUGUUUUGUAGUAGGCAAACUCUUCCUACUAUAAUGAGACAAACUCAUAAGCAGCAACUCAAGGUUGUAAAACAGAAAAUAAAAUACCUGAUGUUUACCUUUUCUAUCCUUUAUAUUUGAUUGCAUUUUAUAACUCAUGCUGUAUAAUAUUUCAGGAGAAACACACAAUAAUUGAAUACUUCAGGUUGGAAGGGAUUUCAGGAAGACAUCUAAUACCACCUAUGGCUCAAAGCUGGGCUGCCUUUGACAUUACAUCUUGUUGCUGAGAGCCUCAUCCACAAUGACUGACAAGCAGCUGUAAAAACAGCUUCAUCUGGAAAAGCUGGAGGCAGCCCCAACAGAGAAGUCUGCAGAUAAAGUUCACUCUACCAACUUUGGGUGUUCACUUGUUCAGCAACUGAUUUAACUGUUUCUAGGUACUGACUAAUUCUCAGAACCAGACAUGCCCUGUCGUACAACAGGAAUAAACCCCCCUUUCCUAGGUGCAGUCAGGUUUGCAAAGAAAACAUAGUUCCUCAGCAAAAAAGUACAGAGUGGCAUAUGUUGCAUGAGCUAACUUCUCAGGAAACUUUACAGAACAAUUACAUCAAAAUAAGUAAAGAGUAUACAGCUUGGGGAGCAGGAAGGAGAAGGGAGGCAGAGGAGCUCUCAGGAGCUGUAUUAUCUGAGUAUCUCAAGACCAUGCACCACCCUGUUUGUGGCACACAGUGCAACACUCUUUCCUCCUCUGCUAUGCAACUAAGCGAGAGAGCCUUUUUGGGCAAACACUGUGGAGUGUGUUAGUGUUAAGAAGAAAUCCUAGAACCAGGUAACUUCAACAGCUCAAGUCACGUUUGCAUGCAAUGGUGAGUUUAUGUAAGUCUUCUCCACCUAUUUUGGGAAGGAUGAUUAGAGGUAUCCUGAAGGUUCAAUAUAAAAAGACUGUCCUCCCAUUCAUUUUGUUGUGCUAAUGAAUUUACCACUUCCUGAAUGUUUUCUUGCUUCUGACAUGGCUCAGUUAGCUUAACAACAGAGUUGUGUUGGAAGUGGAACUCCUUCAACUGAGUGCUGCCAAGAGUUUGGUGGGAUGAGUUGAAGGGAUGUUCUGUGUCAUAUAUUUAUUACAACAGAAGUGAAAAAUGGUAGUUUAAUGGUGGGAGGAAAAAUUGCAUUCUAUGUUCUUAAUUAACAAUCUUGAGCUACUUAAGAGUCCCCUGUGCCAUGUGUGCCCAUUUUGUAAAGUGAAUAUGACAAGACUUACAGUAACAAUACAACACUUAAGAUAAUGUUUUCAUGAUGCUCCUAAAGAUUAGAUAUAAUACACUAACUAAAUGCCAAGUAUUAUUACCCUCUGUCAGUUUUACUUCUGUGAA
Molecule: messenger RNA, 3940 nt
Organism: Apus apus (common swift)
Lineage: Eukaryota; Metazoa; Chordata; Aves; Apodiformes; Apodidae
Gene: HRH1
Product: histamine receptor H1
Exons: 3
Coding region: 340-1764 (474 amino acids)
Biological process (GO): G protein-coupled receptor signaling pathway, coupled to cyclic nucleotide second messenger; chemical synaptic transmission; positive regulation of vasoconstriction
Cellular component (GO): membrane; dendrite
Molecular function (GO): G protein-coupled serotonin receptor activity; neurotransmitter receptor activity; histamine receptor activity
Source: RefSeq, a predicted model, not a curated record